AACAAUCACCACCGACUGCUUGUGUGACACAUUUCUCUUUUCGGCUGAAACAACUCUCUCUAGCAGCAUCUGAGGCCCAAGUUACUAAUUGUGAAUCUAGAGUGCUGUGCUCUAUCGGCACACACGAAAAGGUUCUUCCUGUUACUUUUAAGUUUGCUGUCUCACCAAAGGUCUAUUAGUUCUGUAAAUGUCCAGCUCAUUAAGUUUUUGAUAUUAUGUACGUAUUUUCCUAUGUAUUGACCUUUUAUCAUACAUAAAUUGUAUUGUAUUGUGAAAUUGUGUGUUAGUAAUUAAUAUUGAAUUGUAUUAUAUUGUGAAAACAGCAAAGCACAUAUCAUGGACGAUAGAAGACACAAGACUUUGGUUAUUAUAGCCCUUCUCCUUAUACGCAGAUGCCUUCUUGUUCUUAUGAUGAUGGGUCACCAUUAUUUUAAAAACAUUUUACCUAGUAAAAGAGCUUCUGGUAGGCGGCGCUUAAAGUAUAAAAUUAUUGAUAAGAUCCCUAAACAAGUGGAGUAUUUGCAUCGAGUUAUAUCAGCUGAUGAUUUGACUUGUGUUAACAAAAUACGAAUGUCCAAAGAUGUCUUCAGUAGGUUAUGCUAUCUUUUAGAACAAGCUGGAGGUCUAGUUCCAACCAAACAUGUAGGGGUUGAGGAGAAAGUUGCAUCUUUUUUGGUAAUCUUAGCACACCACAGUAAGAACCGCAUUGUAAAGUUCGAUUUUAGACGCUCGGGAAACACCAUAAGUCUUAGUUUCCAUUCAGUAUUACAUGCUUUAUUGCGUCUCCAUCAUCUCUUGUUAGUAAACCCAGUGCCCGUGCCCGAAGAUGAAACAAGUGAACAAUGGAGGCCUUUUAAGGGAUGCUUAGGUGCUUUAGAUGGUACGUACAUACCAGUUACAGUACCACUUUCUGAUGCCCCUCGUUAUAGAAAUAGAAAAGGAUUCGUAUCUGUAAAUGUCUUGGGAGUUUGUGAUCGUGAUUUGAAGUUUGUCCACAUGCCCCUCGUUAUAGAAAUAGAAAACAGAUGA
Molecule: messenger RNA, 1029 nt
Organism: Salvia miltiorrhiza (redroot sage)
Lineage: Eukaryota; Viridiplantae; Streptophyta; Magnoliopsida; Lamiales; Lamiaceae
Exons: 2
Coding region: 337-1029 (230 amino acids)
Source: RefSeq, a predicted model, not a curated record